UUAAAAAAUAUUUUAAUCUUCUAAGAUUUUUUAAAUUAUCAAUUGAGAUUAUCUCAUGAAAUAAAUAUUAAAAAAAUAAAUAUUUAACAAAGAAUUCUCAUAAAACAAAAUAUGAUUAUUUUUACUAUGAAAUUAUUCAAUACUCUAUGGUUUUCAUUCCAAGUCCAAUUCAUAAUUAUGUUGUUAAUGUACAUUUAUCAAGUCACAUCAGAUUCGAAUGGUUGCAAAAUCAAUAUUGUAACUGAUUUAUCUUCAGAAUUUCCAUUAAUAUUGGAUCCUCUAGAUAAAGAGAUCAUACACCCUGAUAAUUAUAACACUAUUCAUGUAGAUGUUGGAAAAUAUUUGUUGUUAGCAUGUCCAGACGGACAAUUAAAAAAUAAUAAAAGCAUAAAUAUACAGAAAAUUGAGUGCUCCGGUAAUAAUCUAUUUGGUUUAGACAAAGAAAAGAACAAAAUAAGUCACUUUAUUUGUGACAAAAGUCCACAGUCAGUUAUAAAAAAAUUAGAAACGAGAAUUACAGCCUACGGUGAGAAGAUUGUGCACUAUAAAAUAGGAUUUGACUUGAAGCAAGAAGGAUUCUUAAAACAAUAUGACUUGUAUUUUGACCAAAGUAACUUAACUCCUUUAUAUACAAUUCAUAAGCUUGCAAGCAACUUUAAUACAGUCUAUCAAUUUACCAAACAAUCCAAUUUAGAAAGAGAAAUAUUUAAAUAUAGUCCUGGUUUUCAAGACGUCUCUACCAUAAGAGUAUAUAAAAAAUCCAAUCAAUAUAAUAUACUUCACAAUUAUUUACCAAAGAACGUUGCAAAAAAAUAUACUGAAAAUGGUCACAUAUUAUUAAGAGGUAGUCUAGUACCGAAGAAAGACUUUCCAUACACAUCACAACAAAAAGCAACACUUUAUUAUUUUAAUACCGCGCCACAGUGGCAGAAAUUUAAAUAUGGAAAUUGGAAAAUUUUAAAUAACAGUAUAAGACGUUUAGCUGAAGAUCGUAAAACAAAUAUAUCAGUAUAUACUGGUGUACAUGGAGUUUUAAAUAUCCAUGGAAAACCUAUUUAUUUGACUUAUACUUCUUCUGGAAAAACUGCAAUACCAGUGCCAUCUGUAUUUUGGAAGAUAGUUCAUGAUGUAGAUACGGACCAAGCAAUAGUGUUUAUAGGUUGUAAUGAUCCAUUCGCAAACCGCUUUGGUAACUCAACAUCGCAAUUUUGUACAAAAAGUUUGUGUAAACAGCUUAACUGGGUCUCAUUCGAUACCGAUCCAUUGAAAGGUGUUAUGAACUGUUGCAGUUAUAAAGAUUUCAGUAAGAUAAUUAAAGUUCCUCAAAUAGAAGUCAAUGAUAUUUUAUUAAAGAAAGGUCUAAAUGAGUGAUUUUUAGUAUUGAUAAUAAUUGAAAUAGUUCUUUGAAUAUUAUAAUUGAUAUUUUAUAAACAAUUAUUUUUAAUAAACUUAUAUCUUAUAUCUUACAAAUAUUAUAACUAAUAUUAUUUU
Messenger RNA from Daktulosphaira vitifoliae (grape phylloxera), 1491 nucleotides. RefSeq lists its product as uncharacterized. Lineage: Eukaryota; Metazoa; Arthropoda; Insecta; Hemiptera; Phylloxeridae. Gene Ontology annotation, biological process: apoptotic DNA fragmentation. Bases 112 to 1371 code for a protein of 419 amino acids. The transcript is spliced from 3 exons. Gene Ontology annotation, cellular component: mitochondrial inner membrane; nucleus. The record is from RefSeq and is a predicted model, not a curated record. Gene Ontology annotation, molecular function: RNA endonuclease activity; single-stranded DNA endonuclease activity; nucleic acid binding.